Messenger RNA from Yarrowia lipolytica CLIB122, 3519 nucleotides. RefSeq lists its product as uncharacterized. Gene Ontology annotation, molecular function: protein binding; ATP binding; ATP hydrolysis activity. The record is from RefSeq and is a predicted model, not a curated record. NCBI's taxonomy places the organism in Eukaryota, Fungi, Ascomycota, Dipodascomycetes, Dipodascales. Gene Ontology annotation, biological process: chromosome organization. Gene Ontology annotation, cellular component: chromosome.
AUGAAAGUCGAAGAGCUCGUAAUCGACGGCUUCAAGUCGUACGCCACGCGUACAGUCAUCUCCGGAUGGGACCCGCAGUUCAACUGUAUCACCGGUCUCAACGGUAGUGGCAAGUCCAACAUUCUGGACGCCAUUUGUUUCGUGCUAGGUAUCACGACCAUGGCUACUGUUCGAGCUCAGAACCUCCAGGAUCUCAUCUACAAGCGAGGACAGGCCGGUGUGACCAAGGCAAGUGUCACCAUUGUUUUCGACAACUCAGAUACCGCCACUAGUCCUAUCGGGUUCGAGAAGUACGCCCAGAUCUCGGUGACCCGUCAAAUUGUGCUUGGAGGCACGAGCAAGUACCUGAUCAACGGUCACCGAGCGCAGCAGCAGACGGUACAGCAUUUGUUCCAAUCGGUCCAGCUCAAUAUCAACAAUCCCAACUUUCUGAUCAUGCAGGGUCGAAUCACCAAAGUACUGAACAUGAAGCCUGCCGAGGUGCUGGCUCUCAUCGAGGAGGCCGCUGGAACUCGAAUGUACGAGGAUCGAAAGGAGAAGGCUCUCAAGACUAUGGCGAAGAAGGAUGCCCGGCGCCAGGAAAGUGCAUUGCUUUUGGAGGAGGAAAUUAAGCCCAAGUUGGAUAAGCUGCGACAGGAAAAGAAGUCGUUCCUCGAGUACCAACACACCCAGUCCGACCUCGAGCGGGCUAUCAAGCUCAUUGUGGCACAUGACUACAUCAUGUUGACCCAGGGUGCUCAGGAGAUGACCGCCGCUAUUGAAGCGAUUGUUGCCGAGAAGGAAGCAAAGGCCCUAGCAGUGGAGCAGAACACACACGAGAUGGGCGUGCUCGAGCAGGACAUUGCCGAGGUCAAGGCUCGUCAGGCAGCCGAGGCGUCUAAAGAUACGAAUGUUUCUGUUCUUCAAAAGCAGGCCAAGGCUGCCUCCCAUGAAGUGGUGCGUCUCAACACUACAAUCGACCUGAAACGGUCCCAGCUUACCGAGGAAGAAGAUUCACUAGCCAGUCUUGAGGCUACUGAUCGAACCGAGGAGCUCCAGAAGCGCCAGGCCGAAGUUGACGCUAGCCAGAGAGAACUGGACGCUCAAACACAGCGUCUUGACUCCAUGACCAAGGCUCUCGAGUCCAAGCGUGAACUGCUACAGUCGCUUCAGACCGGUAUCGCAUCUUCGGCCGGUAAGGAGUCUGGCUACCAGCGCCAACUUGCUGAGGCACGUGAACAGGCCAAUGAUUCUCGUGUGGCAAUUGAUCGUGCUCAGAUGCGAAUCUCACAUCUGACAGAGGCUCUCAAAAGAGACGCUCCCAAGGUCGCCAAGGCUGAGAGCCAGAACCAGAGCGUGCUCGACAAGCUGGCUGGUCUGCGAGAAGCCAAAGGAGCUCUGGAAGCUGAAGUGGAGCGUCUUAUGGCUGUUCCCGGAGCCGACGAGGACUGGACCGGAAAGGAGCGCGAGUGCAUGUCGCGAAUCGAUGCUCUUUCUGCUCGAAUUGACUCCGAGAAGCGUCAAGCGUCGUUCUCCGAGUUCACCUACGCUCGUCCUCAUGCCAACUUCUCUGCUUCAUCCGUCAAGGGUUUCGUGGCCGAACUGCUGACCAUUGGAGAUGAGAACAUGGACAAGUGCAUUGCUCUGCAGGUUGCUGCUGGAGGCAAGCUGUUCAACGUUGUUGUUGACAAUGAGAUCACCGGUAAGGAGCUGCUACAGCGGGGCCGACUCAAGCGACGAGUCACCAUGAUUCCUCUGAAUAAAAUUGCUGCCGAAGGUCUAAUUUCUGCGGAGCGACUCGCCGUGGCCCAGCAGGUGGCCCCCGGCCGGGUUGGACGUGCCCUAGAGCUAGUUGGAUACUCCGAUGAGGUUGCUAAGGCCAUGGCUUAUGUUUUUGGCGGCACUCUUGUGUGUGUAGAUACCGAGACCGCAAAGAAGUGUGCUUACCAUCCCCAGAUUCGUGCUCAUUGUGUGACUCUGGAGGGAGAUCACUACUCGCCUGAGGGUACCCUUUCUGGAGGCUCUCAGCAGCGAAGUGGAGAUCUUCUCAAGAAGUUGACGAGCAUCAACAACCUUACACAGGAGCUGGAGGAGGCUCGAUACGAUCUCAGCAACAUCCAGAAGUCCAUGGCUCAGUUUUCCAAAGUUAUCUCUGAGCGACGACAGCUUGAAAACCAGCUUUCAAUUCGGGAGCACGAGAUCAAGACCGGCGAGAAGCAACUGGAGUCUUCUUCCAGUGCUUCUGUUCUGCGAAAGAAGCAGGAACAGGAGGCCGAGCUUCAUGAGCUCCAGGAGUCCCUUCCCACGCUCAACCAGAAGCUUGAAGACGCCAUUGCUCUGAUUGGAACUAUUGAGAGAGACAUGGCUGACUUUGGAAAGAACAAGGGCAGUAAGCUUGAGGAGCUGGCUGCUUCUGUCGAAGAAAUGGCUGCUGAAGUAGCUCAGCACCGGUCUGUUGUUGACGAGGCCUCAGCUGCCCAUGAGGACAUCCAGGUUUCUCUCGAGCAGUUUAUGUCCGACAUUACUGGUAUGAAAGACGAGGCCGAGGCUUUAAAAGAGGCAAUUCAGGCUACCCGAGGCGGCCUUGCUCAACUGGAGACUCAGCAGGACGAGGCCCGUGCUCUGGAGGCUUCUCUGACCCAGCAGGUUGAGGAGAUGAUGGCUGCUCUGCAUGGCAUGGACGAGGAGCGACGAUCUUUGGAGGCUACUCUUCAACAGAAACGAGACUUCCAUGCCGAUGCUCUUGUCGCUGCAAAGGAGGCUGAGCAUCUUCAUACCCGUAAGAUGAAGGAGCUGGAAGAUGCUUCUAAGGGCGCCACUGCCAUGGAGGCCAAGUACAACUGGGUCGCUGCUGACGCUCACCUGUUUGGCAAGCCCGGAUCUCAUUAUGACUACGAGAGUGUGGACAUCAAGCAGGUGCGACGGGCCGCUGGCCAGUUGGAGGAGCGAAUCAAGGGUCUCGGACACAAGGUCAACGACAAGGUCAUGAACAUGAUUGACAACGUUGAGAAGAAGGAAGCGACUCUACGAGGUAUGAUCAAGACCAUCGAGAAGGACAAGGUCAAGAUUGAGCAGACCAUUGUGUCUUUGAACGAGUACAAAUGCAAGGCUCUGACCAAGACGUGGAAGAAGGUGAGCGAGGACUUUGGUCAGAUCUUCGCGACUCUGUUGCCUGGCUCCUUCGCCAAGCUGGUACUUCUGGAGGGCAAGGAGAUUACCGAGGGUCUGGAAAUCAAGGUCAUGCUGGGUAAGAUUUGGAAGGAGUCUCUGGCGGAGCUUUCUGGAGGUCAGCGAUCUCUAGUUGCUCUGUCGUUGAUUCUGGCUCUGCUCCAGUUCAAGCCUGCUCCUAUGUACAUUCUUGAUGAGGUUGAUGCUGCUUUGGAUUUGAACCACACUCAGAACAUUGGUCAUCUGAUCAAGACGCGAUUCAAGGGCUCGCAGUUCAUUGUUGUGUCGCUUAAAGAGGGAUUCUUCAGCAACGCCAACCGAGUCUUCAAGGCUCGAUUCCAGGAGGGCUCGUCGUCCGUCAUUGCCAUGUAG